Messenger RNA from Fulvia fulva, 867 nucleotides. RefSeq names its product RWD domain-containing protein 2A. Bases 1 to 867 code for a protein of 288 amino acids. The record is from RefSeq and is a predicted model, not a curated record. Lineage: Eukaryota; Fungi; Ascomycota; Dothideomycetes; Mycosphaerellales; Mycosphaerellaceae. The transcript has a single exon.
AUGGCAAGCACAGCCUCCAUUGAGAUGCUCGAGUCUCAGCUACAUCAGAUCGAGCUGUUGCGUGCCAUGUACUCACCAGAAGAGCUGAAGGUAGAAGAGGAGACUGACAAGAUCCUCGAACAAUGCCGAGUAUGGUGCGAGAAUCCAAGUGGCACCGCACCUGCCGUUCCUGAAGAGAUAAGCCUGCGCCUCACGCUCCCGGUGAGCGAAUGCGAUGCGAAAGAGAUCUCAAUGAACAUCUCCAUACCCAUGAACAUCAGCAGCCGUGUAGACAGUGAUCUCGCCGCAAGCAGAGUGCGCCCAAUCCAGCCCUCCUGGCUCACCCGCGCAGAAACAGCCCAGCUCUCAACCAACAUGCCCUCCUCCGACCUCUCCUCCGCCAUCGACCAUAUCCGCGACCAAGCCAGCCUCCAGCUCAGCGCCCUUUCCACCGUCUGCCGACCACCCGCAUCCGACCCGAAUGGCGUUCCAAAGCCCCUCGUCCGCGUCUGCCUCUACUUCCCCUCCAUCAGCACCCGGCAAAAACGCAACGACAUCGUAACGAUUGCUCCCACCUACAGCCUCACCGGCUUCCUCCUCGCCGGCAAGCCCGGAAUUCUGUGUCUGGAGGGUGGCGCGCAGGAUAUAGAUGAUUACAUGAAGUAUAUCAAGACGGGAAGUUGGGGGGAUAUCCCGUCUCAGCUUAAGAAAGUGUCUGAACGGCAUAGGGAAACGCAGGAUGUGAGGAGGGUGUUUGAGGGAAUGGAGGAGACUACGGACAAGUUGGAUAAGCGAGGGGAGAGGAGUAAUAGAGGGGAUAUGAGAGCGCUGGAGGCGUGGUUGGUGGAAAGGGGAUUGGAAGGGGUUGUGGGAAGGGUGCUCAUGUGA